CUUUGUGCGAGCCCAGCAAUGCGGCUCGUAGACAUCCAAACAUGCUUCACAUCCUCAUCUUCCUCUUUCUCACAAGCACUCAGUGUAUCCAAUGCUAUCUGCAGACUUGCAGUCAUCGUCAGGGACGGCAGCGGAUGGCAAUGUCGACAGUCGACGAACAAACUCAAUCUGGCCGUGCUGGCUACAGAGGCAUUGGCCGCUUCCUUCAAGAACGAUCUUUGGAUGUGAAUUCGUCGGAACCUCAUCGUGCAAGAGCUCGCUGCCGCGCUACGGUCGUCUCCCUCAAGAGCUGCUCGACAAUGACAAGCCGGAACCAGCGAAUGACCCGGACACGCGACACAAGUCGUCGUCGCACGCUUUCCAGGUCGGCAUGUGUGCUGCUUUGAUUGCACUAGUUGUAGUAUUGGCGCACAGCCGCAGACUUCCGCCGCCUUGGGUCAUGCAUAAAUGCGAUCCAUUCGGGGAGCCUGGCUACGUCUACUACGAUGAAGCUCGCCCGGCGCAGACGCAAUGGCGGCCACUCUUGCGGACUUGCGAUCCCGCACCUGAUUGGCUUGGGAUGCUGUCCCGCACGCAAGAAAUGACGGAGGGACUCGAGUUUUUACGCGGCAAGACAGCAUUGGUUAUCGGCGAUUCGACAGAUCGGCAGAUGAUAGAGGACCUCGCCAAUAUCACUCAGUCUCGUCGGCCGAAGAUCGUGUCUUACUACGAGGCGAACGUGCUCGCCUCGGACGAUGCGCAGAUGAAGGAUGUUCGGUCACACGGCGCUCCACGUUUGCUUUACUACGAACAGCUCGACUUUCGUAUCAUCUCUGUCUUUCACUACGGUCUCUUAUCAGACUUGCGGGCAUCGCCAUCAACAGCACCAGAUGUGCAUAAGCCGAUCGCUUUGCAAGAUAGAUUGACUGAGCUAUUUCGACCUUUAGUCGAAAUAUAUACCGAUGAGCUCGACUUUGUGCGCUUUCAGUCGGGAUUGUGGGACGUUGAUGCGCUCACCGUCCUGUCGGACGAUCUAGCGCACGCACAUCAGCAAAGCUCAGGCACGCAGUCGGUAUACUUGGAAGAAGAUCUACCCCUGUUUGCGAGGUACACAUUGCGCUAUGCCCAAGCGCUCCGCCAAAUUCAAGAAACAUUUCCGCACGCAGUUGUGUGGGCUCGCACAAUGCAUCGACCUGGGCAAGGCCCACACAAGGAGCACUUCGGCGACCUGCCGGUCAAGAGACUGUCGCAAGGCGCCAAAGAAGGCGCGCGCGAGGCACACGUCAGAAUGUUUGAUUUUGGCAACCUCUUCGAAGGCUGGCAGGAUCAUGCUGAUUGGAUCCAUCCCAAUCGUUAUCCUGGCACUGCCCUCAUGGCUCAAGCACUGAUUCACGAGAUGUACUUGGAAUUCGAUCACGUUUGAUGGACA
Molecule: messenger RNA, 1408 nt
Organism: Mixia osmundae IAM 14324
Lineage: Eukaryota; Fungi; Basidiomycota; Mixiomycetes; Mixiales; Mixiaceae
Exons: 1
Coding region: 92-1402 (436 amino acids)
Source: RefSeq, a predicted model, not a curated record